Meloidogyne enterolobii is the source of this 520-nucleotide messenger RNA. The record is from the annotation of a GenBank genome assembly. Lineage: Eukaryota; Metazoa; Nematoda; Chromadorea; Rhabditida; Meloidogynidae.
AUGGAAAAUUGGAAAAGAAUUUUUAUUAUUUUAUUUAUUAUAACAAUUUUAUUUAUUUCAUUAAAAUAUUGGCAAUCAGAAUUUUUAAAUGAAAAUUCUGUUCUUAAGGAGGAAAGCAAAAUUGAAGAAAAUUUAACUAAUUUAAAUAAAACAAAAUGUAAUAAAUGCCCAAAAUCAGAAAAUUUAAGAAUUAAAUUUUUUGAAGAAAAUUCGGAUAAAAAUAAAAAUUAUUGUGAAGGAGAAAAUAUGGCAUAUCCAUUAUUAUUAAACAAUAAGGAUUGUUGUGAAAUUAAAUGGGGAAAGAAGUUUAAUUGUGAUUUACUUGGAAUUUUGGAGAAAUAUAAAUUAACAGACAGAAGACACAGAAUAAUUGAAAAUAUUCCAGUAAGUAGUGCUGGGGUAUGGUUGGAGCCGGCUAAGUAGAAGUCUCUGCCCCUAAAUUGGAAUCGGAGCUGGAUAUUAAUUAUAAAAAUAUCGGCUUCAGAGAGAGAAACAAAACAUCGAAUCCCCAAGCACUUAA